AUGGAUAUCAAAAGCUGGCUAAGAACAGUACUGCAACAUUAUCAAGACCCAGAGAGAACCUUUCGAGAUGUGGAUGCAGUACUACAAAUGUAUUUAUCGCUGAAACCAAAGAUGGACACUUACACAUCCAACGAUGGGCAUACAGAAUUGUUGUUAUGCUUACAUGGUACAGUGCCUAUUACUUAUCGCUCUAUUCCGUACAACAUCCCGGUAGCUUUUUGGAUCCCUAAAGAAUAUCCCAAGUCUUCGCCAAUUCCAUAUGUGAAGCCUACUGCUAAUAUGUUGAUUAGAGAAGGCAGACAUGUUGAUAAAAGUGGCAUGUGUUAUCACCAUUAUAGAUCAAGUUGGUCAAGUGAUCAAAAGCACACUUUCUUGGAGCUUGUUGCCAUUUUACAGCAAGUGUUUGCACAGGAACCACCAGUAUAUACCAAGCCAACUAGCAUUGCAACAAGCAAUAUGGGGUCGCCACAAAUGCAACAAGAAUCACUUUUGGAUAGAGCUUCACCUUCUCAGCAAAGACAGUCGAUGCCCUCUCAACCUAUUAACAAUGGAAGCCCAGCUAUAUCGCACGCAUCACCUAUGCCCAGAUGGAUGGGAGAGAGCACAGCGUUGUAUAAUAUGAACCAAGGAUUGGCUUCAAUGAACCUGAAUACUAGCUUACCCAAAUCAGCCUCACUUCCAGCCAUUGCUACUAUGCCCUAUCCUCCAUUACCACAGACAUCAACAUCAAGGCCAGGAGGCAACAGCAACGGAGCCAUAGAUAACAACAGUACACAAAACUACAAUACUUACAGCAUUCAGGAAUCGCUUUACAGAAAAGUGACAGAUAAAUUACAACAAUACAAUCUGUCAGUCUCUGGUGAUAUGGAUAGACUACUGCUUCAAAACCGACAAUUAAAUGAAGGCGAAAUUAGCAUUGAUCAAGAAUUCAGAGCUUUGACUGAUAUCAAGGAGCGAUUGAUAUACAAUAACCUGGUUUUGGAAUCAAGAUCAAAAGAGAUUGUGGAUGUUACUGAGAAAGUGAAUGGGAUACCCGAUGUUCAAGUAGACGAGGCAUUGUGUGGGACAACUGUUGUGGCCAAUCAGAUUUUUGAGUUGGUGGCAGACGAUAACGCUAUAUCUGAUACGGUCUACUUUUUGGCUAAAGCAUUGAACUCGGAGAGAAUUGAUCUAACACAGUUUAUGAAGUACACCCGUAUGCUAUCACGAGAACAGUUUAUGAAGAGAGCACUGAUUAAAAAAAUCACUCAAACUUGA
This is a messenger RNA of Mucor velutinosus, 1257 nucleotides long. It is a transcript of the gene TIF5, whose product is annotated as eukaryotic translation initiation factor 5. NCBI's taxonomy places the organism in Eukaryota, Fungi, Mucoromycota, Mucoromycetes, Mucorales, Mucoraceae. Gene Ontology annotation, cellular component: ESCRT I complex. Gene Ontology annotation, biological process: protein transport; endosome to lysosome transport; protein modification process. The transcript has 7 exons. Gene Ontology annotation, molecular function: ubiquitin binding. The coding region runs from base 1 to 1257 and encodes 418 amino acids. The record is from RefSeq and is a predicted model, not a curated record.